UUAACCCAUGUUGCUGCAAGAAAAGGGAAAGUGAAAGCACAAUGAAAUAUAUAGGGAGUGGGCAAGAAAAAUGACUUUCGCGCUUACUAACUUUUCGAUUUGCAUUCUCAUUUUACGGUAGAAUUGAAUUGCACGGCAUGUAUGUUGGAGGGUCAUGAAUCUAUAGGAUCAUCGGAGGAUCCCUAAAGUGAGGAUACAUUUGAUGUUUACGACCGUUGGAAAUCGAGGCACCAUGCACUUAGGGUUGUGUCUGAGGGUGCUGAUACUGGCUGCUCUCACAGUUCCCAUCAGAGCAGCUCAACCUGCCCAGAUGACAUUCACCUUAACUGUCCCUGAUGGUCCAACCUCGACCCUGUCUGGCUCCUCUGUCUCUCUACUCUGUCAAGUUUCACCUCUCUUCAAUGCUGAGUCAUUGGAGGUGCGCUGGUAUCGUUCCAGUAACUAUCACAGUCCUGCCUUGUUGUACAAAGAUCACAAGAUCCAGGAGGCCCCUCUGGACCCCCAGUACAGGGGCAGGGUGUCUCUAACUGGGGGGAUGGAGAGGGGGAACGUGUCCUUGACACUGGAGAGGGUCACACUGGAAGACAGGGGGGAGUAUGUGUGCCAAGUCACCAGUGAACAGUGGUAUGAAAAGGCCAGUGUCUUCCUCACAGUGAAUGUAACAGGUAGUGAACCAGUUCUCUCUGUAGCUGAAGCAAGAGGAGGAGGAGGCCAGCUGAACGUUACAUGUUCAUCAGCGGGCUGGUCACCACAACCUAAACUCACCUGGAGAAACAAAGAUGGGGCAGAGAUCAGAAAUGGACAAGAAGUACUCAACUCUUCUGAUCCCCAGGGCUUGGUGAGUGUUAGUAGUUGGCUGCUGUAUGCUCCCUCAUACUCCGAUUGGCUCGCCUGUACAGUCUCUCUGUCUGAGGAGGCGAAGAGAGAGGGCAGGAUUCUGCCACAUACAUACACAGCUCCUACAGCUGCACCUGGAGUCUCCAAAGAGGCCUUCAUUGUGACUCUGAUCCUGUUGGUCCUGUCUAUGGUCAUCAUCUGUGCUCUGUGCUCUGUCAUCCUGUGGAAGCGAAGAGGGUCCAUGUGGUCUUCAUCCCAAAAGUCCAGAAACCGUUCAGAUCAAACUGAGCUGGGACAGAAGCCGGCAGAGACAAAAAACCUAAUUGAAGGGGCAGAAAACACAAUCCCGAGACCUACCGACCAGAGAGCAGCUGGAAAAGAAGUGAAUCUGGAAGAGACAAAAAAACUAAUUGAAGGGGCAGAAAACACAAUCCCGAGACCUACCGACCAGAGAGCAGCUGGAAAAGAAGUGAAUCUGGAAGAGACAAAAAAACGAAUUGAAGGGGCAGAAAACACAGUGCCGACACCUCCCAAACAGAAAGCAGCUGGAAAAGAAUUGAAUCUGGAAGGUGCUCCGUUAGGGGCAGAAAACACAGUGCUGACCCCUCCCAAACAGAAAGCAGCUGGAAAAGAAUUUAAACUGGAAGGGGCAGAAAACACAGUGCCGAGACCUACCGAACAGAGAGCAGAUGGAAAACAAGUUCAUCUGGAAGAGACAAAAAACCUAAUUGAAGGUGCUCCGUCAGGGGCAGAAAACACAGUGCCGAGACCUAACGAACAGAGAGCAGAUGGAAAAGAAUUGAAUCUGAAAGGUGCUCCGUUAGGGGCAGAAAACACAGUGCCGAGACCUACCGAACAGAGAGCAGAUGGAAAAGAAUUGAAUCUGAAAGGUGCUCCGUUAGGGGCAGAAAACACAGUGCCGAGACCUACCGAACAGAGAGCAGAUGGAAAACAAGUUCAUCUGGAAGAGACAAAAAACCUAAUUGAAGGUGCUCCGUCAGGGGCAGAAAACACAGUGCCGAGACCUACCGAACAGAGAGCAGAUGGAAAAGAAUUGAAUCUGAAAGGUGCUCCGUUAGGGGCAGAAAACACAGUGCCGAGACCUACCGAACAGAGAGCAGAUGGAAAAGAAUUGAAUCUGAAAGGUGCUCCGUUAGGGGCAGAAAACACAGUGCCGAGACCUACCGAACAGAGAGCAGAUGGAAAACAAGUUCAUCUGGAAGAGACAAAAAACCUAAUUGAAGGUGCUCCGUCAGGGGCAGAAAACACAGUGCCGAGACCUACCGAACAGAGAGCAGAUGGAAAAGAAUUGAAUCUGAAAGAGACAAAAAACCUAAUUGAAGGUGCUCCGUCAGGGGCAGAAAACACAGUGCCGAGACCUACCGAACAGAGAGCAGAUGGAAAAGAAUUGAAUCUGAAAGGUGCUCCGUUAGGGGCAGAAAACACAGUGCCGAGACCUACCGAACAGAGAGCAGAUGGAAAACAAGUUCAUCUGGAAGGUGCUCCGUUAGGGGCAGAAAACACAGUGCCGAGACCUACCGAACAGAGAGCAGAUGGAAAACAAGUUCAUCUGGAAGAGACAAAAAACCUAAUUGAAGGUGCUCCGUCAGGGGCAGAAAACACAGUGCCGAGACCUAACGAACAGAGAGCAGAUGGAAAAGAAUUGAAUCUGAAAGGUGCUCCGUUAGGGGCAGAAAACACAGUGCCGAGACCUACCGAACAGAGAGCAGAUGGAAAAGAAUUGAAUCUGAAAGGUGCUCCGUUAGGGGCAGAAAACACAGUGCCGAGACCUACCGAACAGAGAGCAGAUGGAAAACAAGUUCAUCUGGAAGAGACAAAAAACCUAAUUGAAGGUGCUCCGUCAGGGGCAGAAAACACAGUGCCGAGACCUACCGAACAGAGAGCAGAUGGAAAAGAAUUGAAUCUGAAAGGUGCUCCGUUAGGGGCAGAAAACACAGUGCCGAGACCUACCGAACAGAGAGCAGAUGGAAAAGAAUUGAAUCUGAAAGGUGCUCCGUUAGGGGCAGAAAACACAGUGCCGAGACCUACCGAACAGAGAGCAGAUGGAAAACAAGUUCAUCUGGAAGAGACAAAAAACCUAAUUGAAGGUGCUCCGUCAGGGGCAGAAAACACAGUGCCGAGACCUACCGAACAGAGAGCAGAUGGAAAAGAAUUGAAUCUGAAAGGUGCUCCGUUAGGGGCAGAAAACACAGUGCCGAGACCUACCGAACAGAGAGCAGAUGGAAAAGAAUUGAAUCUGAAAGGUGCUCCGUUAGGGGCAGAAAACACAGUGCCGAGACCUACCGAACAGAGAGCAGAUGGAAAACAAGUUCAUCUGGAAGAGACAAAAAACCUAAUUGAAGGUGCUCCGUCAGGGGCAGAAAACACAGUGCCGAGACCUACCGAACAGAGAGCAGAUGGAAAAGAAUUGAAUCUGAAAGGUGCUCCGUUAGGGGCAGAAAACACAGUGCCGAGACCUACCGAACAGAGAGCAGAUGGAAAAGAAUUGAAUCUGAAAGGUGCUCCGUUAGGGGCAGAAAACACAGUGCCGAGACCUACCGAACAGAGAGCAGAUGGAAAAGAAUUGAAUCUGAAAGGUGCUCCGUCAGGGGCAGAAACCACAGUGCUGACACCUACCGAACAGAGAGCAGAUGGAAAAGAAUUGAAUCUGAAAGGUGCUCCGUCAGGGGCAGAAACCACAGUGCUGACACCUACCGAACAGAGAGCAGAUGGAAAAGAAUUGAAUCUGAAAGGUGCUCCGUUAGGGGCAGAAAACACAGUGCCGAGACCUACCGAACAGAGAGCAGAUGGAAAACAAGUUCAUCUGGAAGAGACAAAAAACCUAAUUGAAGGUGCUCCGUCAGGGGCAGAAAACACAGUGCCGAGACCUACCGAACAGAGAGCAGAUGGAAAAGAAUUGAAUCUGAAAGGUGCUCCGUUAGGGGCAGAAAACACAGUGCCGAGACCUACCGAACAGAGAGCAGAUGGAAAACAAGUUCAUCUGGAAGGUGCUCCGUCAGGGGCAGAAAACACAGUGCCGAGACCUACCGAACAGAGAGCAGAUGGAAAAGAAUUGAAUCUGAAAGGUGCUCCGUUAGGGGCAGAAAACACAGCGCUGACCCCUCCCAUACAGACAGCAGUUGGACAAGAUUUGAAUCUGAAAGGUGCUCCAUUAGGGGCAGAAAACACAGCGCUGACCCCUACCAUACAGAAAGCAGCUGAAAAAGAAUUGAAUCAGGAAGGUGCUCCGUUAGGGGCAGAAAACACAGCGCUGACCCCUCCCAUACAGAAAGCAGCUGAAAAAGAAUUGAAUCUGGAAGGUGCUCCGUUGGGGGCAGAAAACACAGCGCUGACCCCUCCCAUACAGAAAGCAGCUGAAAAAGAAUUGAAUCUGGAAGGUGCUCCGUUAGGGGCAGAAAACACAGCGCUGACCCCUCCCAUACAGAAAGCAGCUGAAAAAGAAUUGAAUCUGGAAGGUGCUCCGUUAGGGGCAGAAAACACAGCGCUGACCCCUACCAUACAGAUAGCAGCUGAAAAAGAAUUGAAUCAGGAAGGUGCUCCGUUAGGGGCAGAAAACACAGCGCUGACCCCUACCAUACUGAAAGCAGCUGAAAAAGAAUUGAAUCAGGAAGGUGCUCCGUUAGGGGCAGAAAACACAGCGCUGACCCCUACCAUACAGAAAGCAGCUGAAAAAGAAUUGAAUCAGGAAGGUGCUCCGUUAGGGGCAGAAAACACAGCGCUGACCCCUCCCAUACAGAAAGCAGCUGAAAAAGAAUUGAAUCAGGAAGGGUUAGAAAACACAGUGCCGAGACCUACCGAACAGAGAGCAGAUGGAAAAGAAUUGAAUCUGAAAGGUGCUCCGUUAGGGGCAGAAAACAGAGCGCUGACCCCUACCAUACAGAAAGCAGCUGAAAAAGAUUUGAAUCAGGAAGGUGCUCCGUUAGGGGCAGAAAACACAGUGCCGAGACCUACCGAACAGAGAGCAGAUGGAAAAGAAUUGAAUCUGAAAGGUGCUCCGUUAGGGGCAGAAAACACAGCACUGACCCCUCCCAUACAGAAAGCAGCUGGAAAAGAAUUGAAACUGGAAGGGGCAGAAAACACAGUGCCGAGACCUACCGAACAGAUAGCAGAUGGAAAAGAAUUGAAUCUGAAAGGUGCUCCGUUAGGGGCAGAAAACACAGCGCUGACCCCUCCCAUACAGAAAGCAGCUGAAAAAGAAUUGAAUCUGGAAGGUGCUCCGUUAGGGGCAGAAAACACAGCGCUGACCCCUACCAUACAGAAAGCAGCUGAAAAAGAAUUGAAUCAGGAAGGUGCUCCGUUAGGGGCAGAAAACACAGUGCCGAGACCUACCGAACAGAGAGCAGAUGGAAAAGAAUUGAAUCUGAAAGGUGCUCCGUUAGGGGCAGAAAACACAGUGCCGAGACCUACCGAACAGAGAGCAGAUGGAAAAGACUUGAAUCUGGAAGGGGCAGAAAACACAGUGCUGAGACCUACCGAACAGAGAGCAGAUGGAAAAGACUUGAAUCUGGAAGGGGCAGAAAACACAGUGCUGAGACCUACCGAACAGAGAGCAGAUGGAAAAGACUUGAAUCUGAAAGGUGCUCCGUUAGGGGCAGAAAACACAGUGCUGACCCCUCCCAUACAGAAAGCAGCUGAAAAAGAAUUGAAUCUGGAAGGGGCAGAAAACACAGUGCUGAGACCUACCGAACAGAGAGCAGAUGGAAAAGACUUGAAUCUGAAAGGUGCUCCGUUAGGGGCAGAAAACACAGUGCUGACCCCUCCCAUACAGAAAGCAGCUGAAAAAGAAUUGAAUCUGGAAGGGGCAGAAAACACAGUGCUGAGACCUACCGAACAGAGAGCAGAUGGAAAAGACUUGAAUCUGAAAGGUGCUCCGUUAGGGGCAGAAAACACAGUGCUGACCCCUCCCAUACAGAAAGCAGCUGAAAAAGAAUUGAAUCUGGAAGGGGCAGAAAACACAGUGCUGAGACCUACCGAACAGAGAGCAGAUGGAAAAGACUUGAAUCUGAAAGGGGCAGAAAACACAGUGCCGAGACUUUCCAAAAAGAGAGCAGCUGGAAAAGAAGUGAAUUCGGAAGAUUGGCACCAGGUGAAAGGAUUCAAAGUUCCCUCAGAGAACAUCAUUCUGGAUGAAAAGACUGCGCACCCUGCUAUUAGAGUCAAUCAUGGAAAGUGGGCUUUUUACCUGAAAGAAAAAGAUACAGAAAAAAAAACUCUGCAUCUCCAUGUAUUUUCUAAAGAGAGUUUCAGUUCAGGACGACACUAUUGGGAAAUGAAGGUAAAGGAACGAACAACAGAAAAACUGUCCUGGUAUGUUGGUGUGGCCAGAGAAAAUGGUUUCCAUGUCAAUACUGACCCUCAUCCACCAAUAACUGUGGCAGAGCUCACUAUUGUGGGAGUGUUUCUAGACUGUGACAGACACACUCUGUCUUUUUAUAAUGUUGAUACAGCGUCACUUCUUUACACUUUUACUGAUGUGAAGACAUCAAACUACUUUCCUGUGUUCAGCCCGGGACAACGUGACAAAUACACAAUAAGAAUAAUUUGAAUGCAUACCAAAACCAUUUUCACACCACUGAGCCAAGUCGAGCUGUACUGAGCUGGUCUGGUUAAGCAUCCACUGUAGUUGCUGUAGCCGUGCCGGAAAGGACAAUGUGAAAAUAGAAUAUUAGAGCCAGCACAGUAUAGGUUGGGUCAGCACGAUAGUGUCAAAAGGGUCUGAGAUGCAGCUGAAAUUCAUGUCAAAUGAAUCAUACAUUAUAUACAUUUUGUGUUAUUCAGUGAUUGUAAAUGUGUAUCUUUUUCCCAAAAUGUUUUCAGACGCCACAAGAAAAAGAGAACACUAGUAAUGGCGUCUUUUUGUAGGAUAUAACUCCGCCAUGGUUCGUUGAACAAACCCUACUGGAAAAUGAAUGGAUUUUUGGUAGGGUAUUUGGAUAAACUUUGAAACUGAGGUCUGUGGUAAACACAGGCUUAAGAGCUAAUUUUCAUCAGCUAACGUCACUUCGAUUUUUUUAAAGCAUUUAUGCAAUCAGAAAAAACACAAAGGCUUAAUUCCUAACGUUCAGACGUUAUUUUCUGCGUUUAUCCCAAAACCGUAUUCUUUCCCCCUAAGAAUAGCUGAACGAACCAAAACUUACUCAUACAAAUGUUUUAGGGCUACAAGCUGGCGAGUUUUAUAAAAUCAACCAAAAAUCUUUGACUUUUUUUCUACCUGUAGCUAGAUUAAGAAUGUAAACUGUGAAGCUACUGUUGUACAAGUUAGCAAUAUCCUUUGCAUUCUACAGUUCUGUUAAUGUUGUCCCAAUUAAUAAAUGACUGUAAUCUGUU
Messenger RNA from Salvelinus namaycush (lake trout), 7185 nucleotides. RefSeq lists its product as uncharacterized. The record is from RefSeq and is a predicted model, not a curated record. Gene Ontology annotation, molecular function: protein binding. Bases 203 to 6403 code for a protein of 2066 amino acids. The transcript has 82 exons. Lineage: Eukaryota; Metazoa; Chordata; Actinopteri; Salmoniformes; Salmonidae.